AUGGAGAUGAAUGCCCCGGGGCUGUUCAGGUGCUUCUUUCAGGGCAUUAAGACUUCAUCCCAGGCACGACUUAGCAUUUAUUCCCGGCCAACGACCAAAACCAUGCAGUCCGCUGGAUUUCGUUCUCCGGCCAUUGUCAAGGCAGGUGGACUCCCAUACUUUACUCCUGCCAACAACGGCGGAGCAGCCGUAAGCCCACAGGCCUCUGAUACACCCACUCUUUUCCGGCCUCUCCAAAUUCGCGAUGUGACAUUCAAGAAUCGCGUGAUCGUGGCACCUAUGUGCAUGUAUUCGGCGGAAUCAGAUAUGACCUCACCUGCGGUGGGCGCUCUCACGGACUAUCACAUCGCGCACCUCGGUCAUCUGGCUACCAAAGGCGCCGGUCUGAUAUUCAUUGAGGCUACCGCUGUUCAACCCAACGGUCGCAUCUCACCCAACGACAGCGGUCUGUGGCAAGAAGGAACAGACUCGGAGCAGUUCAAAGGCCUUCGCCGCGUGGUGAAUUUCGCUCACAGUCAAGGGGCGAAAAUUGGAAUUCAGCUAGCACACGCCGGCCGAAAGGCGAGCACGGUAUCCCCUUGGCUCGCAUCGCAAGCCCAAAAGCGCGGCAUCAAAGCUGAUGAGAGCGUUGGCGGUUGGCCGACCAACGUAGUAGGACCCUCGGGGGGCGAGGACCACAUUUGGGCUCCCGGUGAUCAAUUCUGGGCCCCGCGGGAGCUGACCACCGCUGAAGUUGAAGAUGUUGUUCGUGCCUUUGCGCGGAGUGCGGAGCUCUCAGUUAAAGCAGGAGUGGACGUGAUUGAAAUCCACGGAGCUCAUGGAUAUCUCAUUCAUCAGUUUUUAAGCCCGGUCACCAAUCGACGAACCGAUAAAUAUGGGGGCACCUUGGAGAACAGGCUUCGAAUUGUGUCGGAGGUAGCCAAGGCAAUUCGUGCGGUCGUUCCGGCUGGAAUGCCACUCUUCCUUCGGAUCAGUGCCACCGAGUGGCUCGAAAACGAGACGGUCGCGACCGAAAUUGGAAGCUGGGACAUGCCCUCCUCCAUUGCACUGGCCAAGCUGCUUCCCAGUCUGGGGAUUGACUUUUUGGACGUGAGUUCAGGAGGCAAUCACAAAGACCAACGUAUCCAGCCCCAUACGAAUUAUCAGAUCGACCUUGCGGGUCAACUUCGCCGCGAGAUUCGUCGUGCGGGCCACACUACACUUGUUGGCGCCGUUGGAUUUAUCACCGAAGCUGAGUCUGCCCGCGACAUCGUUCAAGGCGCAGAAGAGGCGGAAGCGACCGAAUCGAUUUUGUCGGGCAAGGCGCCUAAAGCGGAUGCAGUCCUGCUCGCUCGCCAAUUCCUUCGUGAGCCGGAAUGGGUACUUACUGCGGCCAAGAAGCUUGGUGUGGAGAUAUCGGUUCCCUUGCAGUUUGCGAGAGGAUUGCUCUGA
Penicillium olsonii is the source of this 1431-nucleotide messenger RNA. Lineage: Eukaryota; Fungi; Ascomycota; Eurotiomycetes; Eurotiales; Aspergillaceae. The record is from the annotation of a GenBank genome assembly.